Symbiodinium necroappetens is the source of this 570-nucleotide messenger RNA. The record is from the annotation of a GenBank genome assembly. NCBI's taxonomy places the organism in Eukaryota, Dinophyceae, Suessiales, Symbiodiniaceae.
GUCUUGCCGAGUUGGUCUGUUUCAUGGCUGCGCAAAGCAAAGCAGCAGGAGCUUGCCAAACUCUUCCAACAGCACGGAGAGCAAGAGGACGACUUGCUGUGGGCACGGUUUGCGCAGGCGUUGGAGGUGCAGAAGCAGGUGUGCGGAUUACAGGCUAACUCAGACAUUGCAGGCCUCUUCCGCCGUGUCGCCGAGUUGCUGAAAGAUCCCGCCGGGCCGGCGCCGGACGGAGCGCUGAACGCCCUGCGAGCUGCCCUCCGGAAGGAGCAGGCAGUCGUGCAAGAUGGACUGCGAGUGGUGUUACAUCACUUAGAGGUCGGGGCUCGAUGCAUCUUGCUGUCGGACCGCAGGGACUUUUGCAUCGGCAUCCGACAGUUUUUGCGAGAAAACGAGGAUGUCGACGAAGAUCUUGUUGCGGACUGGAGGCCACACAAGGUGGCGUCCCUCUUUCCGCUGAGCCAGAAUGCAGAGCAGCCAUGGUGUGUGGCAGAAGUCACACAUUCGGCGGUGGAUCCAAUGUCAGCCGCUGCGAAUCUUGCUGCCAAGGAGGCGGCCCGCCGAUGGGGGUAA